AUGAAGGAAGUGUCUCCAAGCUUGCAACAGCAGUCUUCCCCCUCGGACACUCAGGCGAACCGGCGAAAUCGAUUGUCGUUUGUGUGUCAGGCGUGCAGAAGAGGCAAGACCAAGUGCGACCGAGAAAAGCCCAGCUGCUCGCGAUGCCUUAAACAUGGCAUCGAGUGUGUGUACGACGUGGAGCGACAAACUCCACCGAGACACCCAAACAAGGACGCUACUAUAGCCAGACUGAAGCGUGAAAUCGAAUAUUGGCAAGCUAAGGCUUUGAAACAGACUUUAAAUGGCGAAAUAGCGUCCGUAGGUGAUGCCAGCAAGACGAGUGUGUCACCAAUGACAACCAACACCAGUUUCACUUCGCAAAUCAAGGUGCUCGCGUAUGGCCCCUUCCGUGGCCUAAGCGACGUCAUGAUAGAUCUCCAGAAAUUCAAGCCCAGUUUGAUCAUCACCCAGAAUACCAGCCGAGAUGUUAAGCCCUCUUCAGAUAUGGCCCAGGUUCGACAAGACAGCUUUUUGGCCAUUUUCUUUGCGUCUUUCUUCGCAGCCGCGUCCGAAAAUACGUUAAUCAACUCCAUUUCUUCGAACGAUGGCGUUCCCUACGCCAAGCGGCUCAAUCUGAGAUCCGAUUUGUUGAACUUGCAAGACCGCAUGCUUCGAAAGUGUACAAAUGUCGUCCAACAAGCCCGCGUCACCGGCUUCUCAGAAAGAGUGAUGCAGGAGCUCGGUGGGUCGCGAGACGUUCGCACAGGUAUUUUCUUGAAUCUUCUGAGUUCGAAGAUGAGCAGAAACUUAAUCGAGGAUUUGAGUGCAGAUGAAAAUGUCUAUUCUUCAGCUUUGAGCCAACUUGUCCGCAAGAUAGAAUUGCUACUACCUCCUUUCCCAGCAUUAAUGACCUAUAAGGCCUACUUUUUCAGCUGUCUUUUCCCUCAUCUUCCCUUUUUGGACCGAAGUUUGUUUGAGGAAGCUUUACACAAUGUCAUCGCAAUGGACCCCGACAAUCCACUAAAGAUAAAGUUGAGACUAGGGAAACAGAACCUAAGACUAAAGAUCGAAUAUCUCGCUAUACUGAUGGUGAUGCUUGGUAUCUCGUAUACCUCAAUGAAAACUGAACUAGGACUGUCGUCUUCCAUGAAACCAGCUCACUUUGAUACGAUGGCCAACCAAAAUUUGAUAGAUCAACAUCCAAUCACAGACGAAACAAUCCUUCUGUCCCAAAAUUGUAUUGCAGCGCUCGACUUCAUGAACUCUACUACCGAAAACACCAUUUGCUGCUUGCUUUAUCUGUGGGCCUUUUAUGCAUUUUCUCCCGAGGAGGGAGACUUUUACUAUGGGCAGCCUACAGAAUUCGUCUUAGGCAUGACCUCGAUUUUGGCAACAAACAUAGGUCUUCACAGAGACCCCUCGCAAUUUCGUCAAUUCCAAGGUGACUCCAUUGUCGACAAAAGAGUUGUGAAUUACAGGAGAAUUUUGUGGAUAGGACUGAGCACCAUCUUAAACUCAGAAUCAGCUUUGAAAGGAAGGUGUCCCAGAUUCAUCAAAGAUUCGAUUUACUCUUCGAACCUUGACUUCUCGUCAUCAACAUUUAUGAAUCAAAUGGUCCGGGAUACGGUUGGUCCGGAAGAGAUCUACAAGAAAUUGUAUUCUGAGGCGUUCACAAAACAUAGGACAUAUGACCUCUUAUCGCGUUUCGAAAAGAUUUGGUCUUCUUCGGACGGUGAGGUAGCACUGAGCGGUAUCGAGACUUUGGUUAAAGAAGUUGAACAACAUAUCCAAAAGCUUGUUGGUUUGCUUGAUCUCAAGUAUGGUAGACGGCCCCCUUACACGAAUUUAGCCGCGAAGAGCGAACAUGAAAUACAUGCAGGUUUUGCCAAGGCCAGUGAGAGAGCUUCGAAUUUCCAAGCGUACAUCAUUGCCCAGCUAAUUUUGACGAGAACCUCAUUUUCCAUUUUCAUUUAUUUCGAAAUGAAAUGCAAAGAAUCUUAUCAGGAAUUUUGUCUCUUCUACGAAGCCUUUUUUGUUGAUGUUGUGCAGAGAUUCUUGAAGUUAAGCGAGGUUUAUUGUCAAUACUAUAAUGGGGAACUAGCAGAGAAUUUUCUUCCUUCGUCGGCCUUUGUAAUUGAUAAGGCAAUGCAAAUGAGCAUGGGCACAAUUUUCUAUACUGCUGUUGCUGUUAUGUUGAGACUUACUCACGCAAUCGACCUUCUCCAGGACAAACUUUCGCGUGAAAAAUACCUUCAUGAGAAGGGCGCCGAGAAUCAAAUGUAUGAAGUCACGAAAAGACUGGAAGUCUUGAACGCUAUAAACAAUAGAUUUGAAAUAGUCUUUGACAGGCUAUGCCAUCUAUCAACUAACCACCUACGGCUGACGUUCUUUUCUGCUUUCAAAAUGCUAUUGUUUUUCGACCAUAUUUUACAACUAGUAAAGAGAAAAGAGAUGACCAGGACGAUGCGAGAGCUAGCACAAUUAGACCUUACAGAAAAAACAAAGAAGAAUCUGUUUUUGGGCUUUGGAUUUGAUGUCAAGAAAACAAGUGAGAUGUUUAACGAUUUGAGAAGCACUGUUUCACUUUCUAUGAUGAGCUUUAAUGUGCUCUAUGAUAUUCAGCACAGUAUCGACCGCAUUCCAGUAUUUCAAAUCCCCGCUGAUGGUAAAAAUGCUGCAAAUAGCAGCCAUAGAGAAACUGUACCGAACGGACUUCUUCCAUUUAAUAGCGGAUCUCAGCAUACCAGCGCUACACAGCUACCGUCGCUGGCACAAUUACCGCGUAAUUUUGUCUCAGCUGAUGGUAUGCACUUGCCGCUGAAUUCUGAACUGGAUUUCAAUCAUAUCGAGUUGUUUGAUUUUGAUUUUGAUUUCCUCCUGGGUGGCAUGUAA
Lachancea meyersii CBS 8951 is the source of this 2874-nucleotide messenger RNA. The record is from the annotation of a GenBank genome assembly. Lineage: Eukaryota; Fungi; Ascomycota; Saccharomycetes; Saccharomycetales; Saccharomycetaceae.